Molecule: messenger RNA, 1836 nt
Organism: Physella acuta
Lineage: Eukaryota; Metazoa; Mollusca; Gastropoda; Physidae
Product: store-operated calcium entry-associated regulatory factor
Biological process (GO): regulation of store-operated calcium entry
Cellular component (GO): endoplasmic reticulum membrane
Source: RefSeq, a predicted model, not a curated record
AGGGAAUGCUGAGUAGAACUUCCUCUGCAUAGGUUUCCGUUAGCCUAGGCUUUACAGCAACAGUCUAGAAGUAGUCUAAAAAACGGCGAUAACGCAGAUACUGUUACAGUGUAAAGAUCUAGAUCUAGAAAUCUACAUCUCACACUAACAGUCGGCUAGAUAGUAUAACUAAAUCGGUCUGUUUUACUUUUUAAAAACCUAACUAAUAAGUGGACAGUUAUAGGAUCUAAUCUAGAUCUAGAUUCUAGAUCUAGAUUUAGCUAAUAGAUCUGGUAUUUAAAGACGAUUCAUUCUUCAUUUGUUUUUGAUUGUUUACACUUUUUUCUGUGACUUUACACGUUAAGUUUGCAUACACAGUAAUACUUAACGCUGUAAUUUUGUACACUUGUUCUAAAUUAACAAACAAAGUCAAAAAGGUAGAUCUAGACCCUAGAUCUAGAAAAUCUUUACCAUCUGCCCAGCGCAGCAUAAACUAAUAAAUAUAAGGACUUCACAAAGGAAACCAUGGUGGACGUCAUUGAAGGCUGUCAUCAGAGAACUUUGGUGUCUCUCUUGUUUACACUCAUUUUAACUUUAACAGCAGCUGCUGUCAAUGAUUACCAACACUCUGAAAAAAUUCUCCUAUCUGAUGUCAAAGUUUUAACAUUACAUCAAGGACGCAUGACUAACUCCAGGAGGUCUUCACCAGUUCCACAGCUGAAGUGUGUUGGUGGAUCAGCCCAGUACAAGUUCACCCCUAAAGUUGUCCAGUGCACCAACAGAGGCUCGGAUGGCUAUGAUAUUCAGUGGGAAUGUAAAUCAGAUAUGGACAACGCCUAUCGUUUUGGACAUGUUGAAGUAUCAUGCGAAGGCUAUGAUUACCCAAACGACCCUUUCAUUCUCAAGGGUUCUUGUGGGCUGGAAUUUACAAUUGAGCUGACUGAGGAAGGCAGACAGUUUAAAUCCUACAGCUACAACUACCAGUACAAGUCUGAAGGGGGGCCGAAUGGCCUCUUUGUAUUUGGCCUGAUACUUGUACUGAUGUAUGUCAUCUACAAGCUUUGUCUAGUGCCUAGUGUUCAGCCUGAGCUGCCACCACAACAGCCCCCACCCUAUGGCUUUAGACCAGAAUAUAUGCCAGGUCAAGAUUCUGCAGCACCCCCACCUUACAGCAGUACAGCUUACCCUGGCUACAAUUCUGGAGCCUCCUACCCCAAGCCUGGCUACAGCACAGAGCCAUCUGGUGGUGGGUUCUGGACAGGGGCCGCCACAGGUGGACUGCUGGGCUACUUCUUGGGGAACAGGGGAAAUAACCCAGGCUAUAACAGUGGAUGGGCCGCACCAAGAGGUGGCUUCUACUCGUCCGGUGGUUCCACAUCAUUUUCUGGAGGAGCACCAUCCUCGUCUGGUACAAGAACAGCUUCAGGAUUUGGUGGCACCAGCAGGAGGUAGAGGCUGGCCCACAGGAGUAGGGCUAGUGAUGGACUGAAAGAUACACAGGUGUUGGGCUAGUGAUGGACUGAAAGAUACACAGGUGUUGGGCUAGUGAUGGACUGAAAGAUACACACGAGUUUUGAAUGCUUGAGCAAUAUUUAUUUUACAAAUUUUUAAUUGAAUGAUCCCCAUGUUGUACUGUUGCCUCAUGAUUCUCCAUAUAUUGGCUCAUCCUACCAUAACAAAUACUGUACCUGGCAGGGUUAAUGGAAGUAGAAAUGGUCAAACCACUAGUUAAUGCUGUUGCUUUGGCCUUGUUGCAAUUUUUAAAACUGAGGGAUGCAGCUUUUGAAUGUAUUCAACAUUGGAUGUCCAAAUAAUUAAUAAUUAUGUAUGCUGAUUAAACAUUUGCAAACCUCUCAA